AUGAUUUCUGAAAAUUCUAAAAAAGAUUGCUACUAUUUUGCUUCGCUAGAAGAGGAUAUAACUAAUGAGAAUUUUACUGAGAGUAGUAAUCGUUUCUCAAAAAAGCUUUGCUUGGAGAAUAGCAAUAUACAAGCAAAAAGUUUUGAAGAAACUAAAGAGCUUGUUAAUAUUCAAAAUAUUCCAUUUCCUAAUGGUACUGUUAAGAUUACAGCUGUAAAGGGCUAUAAAAGAACAGAACAUGAUAUAACAAUUGAAGACGUAUUUCAAAAAGAAAGUUUAAAAGCAGCAGUUUUAUCUGCUUUCGUCAUUGAUCCAUUAUGGGUACUUACAAAAAUACAAUUGUUUAACACAAUAAUUAUUUUUGUUCAUCAGGCUAAAUCAGAUGAAGAGGAAGUUAUUAAUAGAUUAUAUCUUCAUAUUCCAAAUGUUUCUGCUAUUUUUCCGCCUAUGGAAGGCGCCAAUUGUAUGCAUUGUAAAUUACAGCUUUUAUUUUACACCACGUAUUUGCGUGUGGUUAUUCCAAGUGCUAAUUUGGUUGAUUAUGAUUGGGGAGAGACUGGUACAAUGGAGAAUAGCAUGUAUAUUCAAGAUUUUCCUCGGAGAAUAACUGUAUUUACAGGAUUUUCUACUGAUUUUGAAAGAGAUAUAUUUCAUUAUUGUAAAAUUAAAAACUAUCCUCAGCAUGUUCUUGAAAAAAUGAAAAAUUAUGACUUUUCGUUGAGUAAAAAUUUACAGUUUAUUCAUUCAAUACCAUUAAAAGCACAAAAAAAUAGCGAUUUAAAGGAUACAGGUUAUGUAUCUUUGGCUAAAGCUAUACAGCAACUUGGAAAAAGACAUGAAAAUGAUAUAAAGAUAGAUAUUAUGACAUCAUCUUUAGGAUUAUUGAAUUCAACAUUCUUAUCUAAUAUGUAUUUAGCAUUAAAAGGCAGUAAAGUAGUUGCUUCUCGUAAUACAGAUAUUCAAGCUUGGAAAACUUCUAUGAAGAUCCAUUUUCCAAGCAUGAAUACUGUUUUAUCCAGUAAUGGUGGCGAAGAAUCUGCAGGCACUAUAUGUUUUCAAAAGCGAUUUUGGGAAUAUUUAAAAUUUCCAAAAAGCAUUUUAUAUGAUAGUACAGCUGUUCAUGUAGGUUGUCUAAUGCAUCAUAAAAUUAUUCUUGUAAGAAAUCAGACAUCUACAUCUGAUUUUUUUUAUAUUGGCUCAGCAAAUUUUUCUUCUUCUGCAUGGGGGGUAUUGACACGGCUAAAUUCGAAAAAUCCUGUUAUUUUAUGCAGAAAUUGGGAAUGCGGUGUAAUUUUAUCAUUAAAUGAUCAUUAUUCUUGUAUUAUUGAAGCUAUUCUUAGCGAAACAAGUUCAUUACCUAAUUCAACACCAUGGAUUUCCAAUUUAUGA
Pneumocystis murina B123 is the source of this 1389-nucleotide messenger RNA. RefSeq lists its product as hypothetical. Gene Ontology annotation, biological process: single strand break repair; double-strand break repair. The record is from RefSeq and is a predicted model, not a curated record. Gene Ontology annotation, cellular component: nucleus. The transcript is spliced from 9 exons. Gene Ontology annotation, molecular function: single-stranded DNA binding; double-stranded DNA binding; 3'-tyrosyl-DNA phosphodiesterase activity. The coding region runs from base 1 to 1389 and encodes 462 amino acids. NCBI's taxonomy places the organism in Eukaryota, Fungi, Ascomycota, Pneumocystomycetes, Pneumocystales, Pneumocystaceae.